GCAUUAGUCCUCCCACAGGAAUGAAGCUACUUCCGGCCUCCUUUGGCGCCUUCCUCCAUCCUCUUCCGGGUUAUGGUGGCCUGAUGCCCCGGAUGUAGCCUUGGCGAAAGCAUCCUGCCUUUCUUCCUCCACCUCCCUGAGGGAUCCCAGCUUGAAGAAUUUCCCCUCUGCCAGUCAUGCCAAAGAGGAAAGUGACUUUCCAAGGUGUGGGAGAUGAGGAUGAUGAGAAUGAAAACAGUGCUCCCAAGAAGAAGCUGGUGGACCCUGUAGUUGGGGCAGGGGGUCCUGGGAGUCGCUUCAAAGGCAAACACUCAUUGGACAGCGAUGAGGAAGAUGAUGAUGAUGAGGGGUCCAGUAAAUAUGACAUCCUGGCCUCAGAGGAUGUAGAAGGUCAGGAAGCAGCCACACUCCCCAGUGAGGGAGGCGUACGGAUUACACCCUUCAACUUGCAAGAAGAGAUGGAAGAAGGCCAUUUUGAUGCUGACGGCAACUACUUCCUGAACCGGGAUGCUCAGAUCCGAGACAGCUGGCUGGACAACAUUGACUGGGUGAAGAUCAAGGAGCGGCCACCUGAUCAGCGAAAGGCCUCAGACUCAGAAGAUGAGGACAAUCUGGGCCAGACACCGAUGAGUGCCCAAGCCCUCCUAGAGGGACUUUUAGAGCUGCUCUUGCCAAGGGAGACAGUAGCUGGGGCACUGAGGCGUCUGGGGGCCCGAGGAGGAAGCAAAGGAGGCAGUAAGGGGACAGGGAGGCCUAGCUCCCCUCAACGCCUUGACCGGCUCUCUGGGUUGGCUGACCAGAUGGUGGCCCGAGGCAACCUGGGUGUAUACCAGGAAACAAGGGAACGGUUGGCUAUGCGGCUAAAAGGAUUAGGGUGUCGGACCCAGGGAGCCCCUGACCCCACCCCUCCACCCUCCCUGGACAUGUUUGCUGAGGAAGUAGCUGAGGGGGAGCUGGAAACCCCGACCCCUACCCAGAAAGAAGAAACAGAGUCGUCAGGAGAUGGUCUGAUGGACGUAAUGUGGGAAUAUAAAUGGGAGAACACAGGGGAUGCUGAGCUGUAUGGGCCCUUUACAAGUGCCCAGAUGCAGACCUGGGUGAGUGAAGGCUACUUCCCGGAUGGUGUUUAUUGUCGGAAGCUGGACCCCCCUGGUGGUCAGUUCUACAACUCUAAACGCAUUGACUUUGACCUCUACACCUGAGCCUGUUGAGAGCCCAGUUUGGUGGCCCCUUCUUUUCUGGACAUGGUGGAAGAGGCCCCGGCAGCCUCAGCAGUUGUUAGGACAUUGAAGGCCAUUUUCUUUUCCCAUAAAUCCUUGGCUGCACUGAUGGCCACAAGCCAGGGGCAUACACCAUACCCCCUCUGGCCUUGCCUAGGUCCUUGAGUGUUUCCUCCAUGAAGUUCCUCCUUGGCUGUUUCUCUCUGGUAUAUUGGACCGCGUCAUCUUUGGUGUCUUGAGGUCCCCUUUCCCAAACUCCACUCACUGUGUAGAAAUCCCUUCACUCACACCCUUCUCCAGUCUUUUCUGGGGUUCUUGUUCUGUUCUUCAUGAAUCUUUGACUUUUGGGACUCGAGAUUGUCUGUCCUUUUGGCUCCCAGGGAUAGAGUCUCCGGGUGGAGACUUAAGGCAUGGAAGGGCCACAAAGUCCUUUCUGCUUGCAGUCUCCAUUCCCAGGCUCCUGCUUGUGGCUGGCACUGAGCUAGUGCCUUAAGGAAACAGGUCUUUGGGCUGGUCUGCUGCCAGGAACUUGAGUCUGGUAGAGGAGGCAGAGAACAGGCGUCAUUUUCUUGCCUGGACUAACAUGCUCUACCCCAACCUGUAUUGCCUUAUAACCCACCUCAUUUGUACCAAGUUAGAUUGACGAUUCUAAUUUGCCCCUGUGGCUGUCUCGAGUGCCUGUACGUGAUUGAUGGAACUGGCUGAUACUCAGGUGGUGAUGGCUUCUAGAAGCUCUCCAGGUGUUGCUAGUAUGCCAUCAGCUGAAAACUCUGUGACUCGGGCACUCCCGAAGAGAGACAACACCUUCUGGACCUUUCUAGGGUAACAGCUGAGCUUGUGUGGCUUUGAUGGAGACCAUUCCUUGCAGGGGAUCUGUGCACCAGAGUUAUAGGAUACCCAGGAGUCCCAGGGGAGCAGGGGCCAGCAUGGAAAUGAAGGUUGGGAAGAGAGGGGUUUGAGGCCGAGUGGGGUCUUGAUAUUCUUGUGAGGCCUUUAUCUUCAUAAUUAGGCCCUUUCAGUGCCAGCCUAUGUCAGAAUUUGACUCCAAGAAGUCAUCUUUGUCACUCCUGACUGUAAGAAAGAAAAUCCUUCCAGAUAAAAUUGUAAAGUGGCAUUGAUUAAAAGAUGCCUUGGUUCUAGAAGUGAAAAGAAAUACAUUGGUCACUUUUGUAGUCCCAAUGACUGCUAUCCCCCCCCCCGCCCCCAUCAUGGGGAUUGAAUCUGGGGCUUUGCACUUAAGCCACACAAUGCCCCUCCUCCCUAGUCCUUUUAUUUGUGUUUUGUUUUGUUUUGUUUUUGAGAUUAAAGUCUUGCAAAAUUCGCCUGGGCAGGAACUUGGCAUCUUCCCACCUCUACCUGCUGAGCAGCUGGGGUUCCUGGCACACACCCCCACACCAGGCUGUCUUGGGAAGUGGGGAGUAUCCAUGUCCCUGUCCCUGUUCAAGGCUGACUUCCUGUCACGGCCUUAGCAAUGGCACGAUGGGGCGGCCAGAAUCGCAGUUCACAGAGAGCUCCAGCCUGUGAAUGUUACUUCCCAUGGCCAAGGGAGCUCGAAGACAAACGAUAGCAAGUUUUGAGAUCACUGGGUGAUUGAAGUGGGACCCGGGUAUUCCUAGGGAUCCUUAUGAAUGAAAGAGGGCAAGUUGAGAGACACCCAGAAAGGAAGGGGAGGACAUUUCUAUGCCUGCUGUGAAGAUGGAGGGAAGGGCCAUUAUGCUAAAGUGUCCUAGAGAAGCUGGGGGAGGCCAAAAGCAAGACUUUUGCCCCAAACCUUCCAGAGGAUAGCCCUUUGAUAAGGUUGUCCCAGUGAAACCAUUUUGGACUUCUUGAGAAUAGUAAGCUAAUAAACUUGUGUUGUUUAAAGCA
Perognathus longimembris pacificus (Pacific pocket mouse) is the source of this 3086-nucleotide messenger RNA. RefSeq names its product CD2 cytoplasmic tail binding protein 2 (gene Cd2bp2). The record is from RefSeq and is a predicted model, not a curated record. Gene Ontology annotation, molecular function: protein binding. Gene Ontology annotation, cellular component: U5 snRNP. The transcript is spliced from 7 exons. Bases 177 to 1202 code for a protein of 341 amino acids. NCBI's taxonomy places the organism in Eukaryota, Metazoa, Chordata, Mammalia, Rodentia, Heteromyidae.